Messenger RNA from Lampris incognitus (smalleye Pacific opah), 822 nucleotides. Its product is annotated as testis-expressed protein 26-like. NCBI's taxonomy places the organism in Eukaryota, Metazoa, Chordata, Actinopteri, Lampriformes, Lampridae. The record is from RefSeq and is a predicted model, not a curated record. The transcript is spliced from 7 exons. Gene Ontology annotation, cellular component: cytoplasm.
AUGAGUGUGUUGGUCCAUGCCAUGGAUGACUAUGUCAUCCAGCCACAACCAUCCAACCAGGCGGUCUACGAGACUGAAGGUUCGCCGGGCACAGCCAAGAAUGGUGCCGGUGGCGUUAGACUAAACUCAGCCAUCUCUCGUCGCCAAUGUUACGUUCAGCCCAAAACGUCAGAAUCAUUUACUCCGUCUGGGCCUGUGGGUUCGUAUUUGUACAAUGAAGAAUUUUGCUGGAAGCCGAUCUCUAAGCCGGAAUGCAUUCGCACAGGAUGAGCUUCAGGACAGAGGAGAAACAACCAGGUUGGUACUGUGUCCUUCAUGAUAUGGAGACUGCCUAAGGGUAGUAUGCAGAGCUCUGCGGAUUGCAGAUCCCCUCUGGGUGAUUUGUUAUCUGAGGAGGCGAUCCAGAGGGCAUUGACAUCACAAUACUGCUCAACCUACAGCACCGAAUUCAUGAGCAUACCUCAAGCAGAGCGACUUGCACCUCUUAACGGCAGAGAUGAUGUGCUCCACUUCACUAGCACAGAGACGAGGAACAGUUACCAACAACCAAAGCAGAGAUCUGGGCUGCAAGUCAACCGAUCCCGCUAUGAAUGUAACGCACAUUACCAUGUGGUCAGCCAGGGCAUCGUUCCAACUGUUGCUCAAAGGCACCUCCACAAACUUCAAGGAUCAGACAUGACCAGCUACAAUAUGCUCUUUGGAAGACCAACUACCAACAUUACACCUGUCCUUAAGUCUCUGCAGCCCCAGGAGCUGCAACCUGGAAUUUCACCUGAGAAGGGCUCAGCCAUCUUGGUUACCACCCAUCUUUCCCAGGUGUAA